Solea senegalensis (Senegalese sole) is the source of this 2154-nucleotide messenger RNA. It is a transcript of the gene pmf1, whose product is annotated as polyamine-modulated factor 1. The transcript is spliced from 5 exons. The record is from RefSeq and is a predicted model, not a curated record. The coding region runs from base 1353 to 2054 and encodes 233 amino acids. Gene Ontology annotation, cellular component: MIS12/MIND type complex. Gene Ontology annotation, biological process: chromosome segregation. NCBI's taxonomy places the organism in Eukaryota, Metazoa, Chordata, Actinopteri, Pleuronectiformes, Soleidae.
AUGACAGGACAGCUGAAGAAACUCAGCGCACACGCUCAGCGCCGACUGCGCAUGCGCAACAGGAAAAAGAAACUUGCCCACAGUUCACAUAGACAGUCGUUUGGGCAGAAUUACAACCUGCCGGAAAUUACAGACAUUUUGCCCCAUGAAGUAAUAUAAUAUAAUGCUACUUGAAUUAUAGAAUUUACUUGUUAUGUACUGAGACUGAGCCAUUCACAGUAGAGACUAUCCAUCCAAUUUUGCAAAAAAAAAGGGUAGACAACAUGAAAAAAAAGGAUGGAAUUUCAGAGGAAAACAAUUGUUCUUUGAACUUAGUUAAACAAAAAAUACAAUAUGGAAUUGUCCUAACAAAGAUCAGUUUGAAAUUGAGUAUGAGUCUCCCUUUUUUUUCCUGUAUUGUCCUGAUGAAUUUAGAACACCUUACUGUUUAUGAGUUGGCUACAUAUGUGUGUAAGGCCUGGAGAAAAAAACUCACAAAGUCCUUGUUAUGUUGUUGAAUGUUGUUUGUAACUGAUGUUCUCCUCUGGCUUAGUGGUCUAUAUGUCUAAACAGUGGGGUCUUGUAGUGGGCAGGUUCUCAGAGUAUGACACAACAAUAAUAAUAUCAAUCAUAAGCCAUAGACAUACAGUAUUACUAAAGCUGGGUCACGUUAGUGUUUAUUUUGUUUUGUUUUUGUCAUAUCGUAUUCUAUCAAUAACUUUAAACAGAUGUCUGUUUUUGGUGUGUGUGUGUGAGAGAGAGUGAGAGUGUCUGACUUAUUGAAUUUGACAUCUUAUUUUAACCUAAUAUGUGUAAAUUGCUGUUAUAUAAUAAAAUAACAACAAAGAAUUUAUAGCAAGAAAGAGACAAAUGUUUGAAUUUUUGCUGUAGAAGAUAGCAACCAAAAAUGGCAGAAAUGAUUGGAGGCUCUGGCUCAGCAUUCACGAUUAAUAAUAAUGAAAAAGAAAACACUACAGUUGGGAAUCACUGACUGUGCUUUAUAAAGGGAUGGACACAUGUAAGUCAACAUAUAUAUAAUAGAGGGCUGCCUUUGUCAUUUUGUUCUCCGUUGCAUCUUUCUCCGAGCCCAUUUGUUGUUUUUCCCUCUUCAUCUAACUUUAUUGUUCAACUUAUGUACAUGAACUGAACAUUGUGGUCACUAACACCUGUGCUUUUCGAGUUAAAACGUGUAAAAAUGGCUGCAUAGGGCCCAUUGAAAAUGUUAGAUGCAUUGGACUUUAGUGUAAUAGUUAGCUACCACCAGCAGGUGGCAGUAAUAAGGCACUAAAUACAUUAGAUGCCGUUUACCAGUACAGAAGAAGAAGGAGUCUAUUUGGCGGGUCCUGUAAAACGUAAACAGAGGAGACUAGAAAAUGGAGGGGAGCGAAGUAACAGUUCAAGAAGCAACUGUAGACAACAAGUGUCUCAGAGACUCAGUUGAGAAACAAAACACCGAUGAAGCCACGGGAGAAAUGUCCUCGCAGUUGCCAAACACUGAAUCGGUUUGUAAGCAGACGACAGAGGAGACAGGAGGUCGGUUUAACAGACUCAAGCUGUUCGACAAAGUGAUGCAGAAGAGCCUGGAGAAGUUCAUCCAACAUGCCAGUUUUAACAGAUUUGCCAGCACCUUUCGUCCACUUUACAAGAAGAACCCUCAGAGGAUGGAAAUCAUUCACAAGCAGUUCAUAGAGGAGUUGAGGAGGGCCAUACAGGACGACAUCAGCAGAUUGAUUGAAGAAGGCCAUUUAGAAGUCAAACUGAAAGAACUGGACAAACUGGAGCGUGCUGCAAAGAACAAUACAGAUCCUGCGUGGCGGCCCAGUGGGGUUCCAGAAGAGGACUUUUGCAGUUUCUUGAAGCCAUACUAUCAAAAGCAGGAGGCUUUUAUGCGACUUGAGCUGAAAAAGAUCCAAGCAGAGAAUGCUGCACUUGCCCAGAAGGUUCAGGCUGGGAGGGAGAGUAUUGCUCAGACUGAGAGCCGCAUUUCUGCAGCUGUUGAUGAGUGGAAGGCUGCAGUCACAGAAUUUGAAACGAUGGCAUCCUCUCUCUGUCCCACUGAUGUCUUUGAUGUGUGAUCCUCAAAUUUGUCCACAAAUAGACUAAGUUAAUUGUACAUAUGGAUUUUGUUUUCUGAUCUGUUUUCCUGCAAAUAAACAUGACACCUUUAAUAUAAAA